GAACGAAAGGCAAGAUAUAAUAGCAUAGUUUUCCUCGUUUCAUUAACAGUUGUAGUAAGUAAUUGUAUGUGACUAAACAACUUUUGCCGGUGCCAAAAAGCUUCACUUCCCUGAGAUAAUGGAGGCUCCUUUCGUGAAUGAGAGUGAGGUGAAUGAACUUCAAACAUUGAAAGGUGAUACUACAGACAAACAGCGACUGAAAGCCGAUAGAGAUAACACGGUAGAUCCAUGGGCAUUGCCUGAAGUUAAAAGAUCUGGCCCGAAAUGGAAAGAUUUAACUACUCGUGGCAAAGUGUUACUUGUAGUUCGUACAAUCCUGAAGAUAGUUAGUCUUCUUGGUUUCCUUUACUUGUUCAUAUGCUCACUCAACUUUCUAAGCGCAGCUUUUCGUUUACUGGGUGGGAAGACGGCUAGCAAAGUUUUUGCUGCUGACAGUAUACUCUCGAAUCCUGUGGCUGGAUUGAUGAUCGGACUGUUGGCAACUGUUCUCUUUCAAAGUUCAUCAACUACAACUUCGGUUGUUGUUGCAAUGGUUGCUUCAGGAAUUCUGACAGUGGAGUAUGCUAUUCCAAUUAUUAUGGGUGCUAACAUUGGUACAUCGGUCACCAAUACAAUUGUUUCCAUGGGCCAUGUCAAAGAGCGUGAUGAGUUUCGUCGUGCAUUUGCUGGUGCAACUGUUCAUGACCUCUUCAACUGGCUUACUGUUCUUGUCCUACUUCCAGUUGAAGUUAUUACAAAAAAAAUCUUUUCCAAGUCGUAUCUUCUAUAUUGCUCUGGUGAAAUUACUCGUGCAUUUGGUGUUGAAGGGGAACAGAAUACUAAAGUAGAAUUUCUGAAAAAGUUGACUAAACCUCUCACCAGUAGAGUAAUCCAAAUUGACAAGAAUGUUAUAAAACGUAUUGCAAAAGGAAAAGAGGUUUCUGCUGAUGUAAGUCUGAUCAAGUCCUGUCUUAAAAAAAUCAAUGGUUCAAGCACUACUCCCAAUAAAACUAUUUCUACUUGUAACUUCCUCUUUCACAAUACUGGUAUGAAAGACUCUGUAGUUGGUUUCAUUCUGUUAGUUGUGUCAAUUACUUUGCUUUGCAUUUGCUUAGUCUGUAUUGUUAAGUUGUUGCAUUCAAUGCUGAAGGGCAAUCUAGCCCUUAUGGUUAGAAAAACUCUAAAUGCUGAUUUUCCUGGACCAUUGAAAUAUCUUACUGGAUAUUUCACCAUAUUGGUUGGUACUGGUUUAACAAUGUUAGUUCAGUCAAGUUCAAUCUUUACGUCAGCAUUAACACCAUUAGUUGGUAUUGGAAUUGUAACAAUUGAACGUGUCUUCCCGUUAACUCUUGGUGCUAAUAUUGGCACGACUGGAACAGCUAUUUUGGCUGCAUUAGCAAGUACAUCAAACUUAAACAAGGCACUUCAAAUAUCUCUUUGUCAUCUUUUGUUCAAUCUUACUGGAAUUGCCAUCUGGUAUCCGCUACCAUUUAUGCGAAAACUUCCAAUAGAAACUGCCAAAAAACUUGGCGAUAUAACAGCAGAAUACCGUUGGUUUGCGCUGGUGUAUCUUGUACUGUGUUUUUUCCUCAUACCAUCUGCAGUAUUUGGCCUCUCAUACGCAGGAACACCAAUUCUUAUUGGUGUAUUAAUUCCUAUCGGCGUUGUCGUGCUCUUGGCUGCAUUGAUAAAUGUACUACAAAAAAAGAAACCGUCUUUCCUUCCUACGUUACUACGAACAUGGAAAUGGUUACCAGAAUGUCUUCGAUCAUUGAAACCAUAUGAUAAAGUAUUUAUUAAACUAUCUACUGCUUUAAGUCCUUGUUGUGGUAAGAAGCCAUGUGCAGUUAAUUGCAACGAUAGAGAAACUUAUAUAUAGUAAAGUUAGAUAUCUUAAACCUUUACUUAGAGAGCUUUAUCAAGUUUUCUCUUCAAAAUUGCCCUCCAAAUCAUUCAGAAAUGUAAGAUAUUUUUACGCCUGCUACUUUACAUAUCAUAUUGAUGAAUUUUAAAUUUGACCCCAGUUUUAAACGGGUAAUUCAUUUUAACAUAAAAAAUGGAAAUCAAUCAAUCGACGUUACCAGCUCCGACAUCCCAUGUAGCGUUAGAAGACUAGAUAUAAAUUAUACUUAAAUUACUUGUAGUAAAAAAAGGUCUCUAAUUAUUGCCUAUAGCAUUACAGUAUCGUAAAACUGUAUGCCUAAUUUAUGUGAAAAGAAAGCAUUUUUUGGUAUUAUUCUAUUGCUGUUUUGAUAGUAGUUUAGUGAUGUCAUUGUUGGUAGCGUGCUUAUACGUUGGGUGAAUAUGUAUUUAUUAAUUUAUUUAUUUUUUUGUUCAGAGAAUUUUAUGUGUCAAAAACAAAUUGGUUUAUGUUAUGUUUGGCCUAGUUUUAAGGUCCAAUAAAUUAUUCGUAGCAAAAUUUUUAGGAGAACGAAAGUAAUAUUUUGCAUUAAAUUAUUUUAACUGGCAGUGAAAAAGAUAAUAGAAAACUGUUUGAGAAUUUAUUAGAAUAUACUUGUACGUAGGUUAUAGUUAUGUCAUUUGCUCAGUAUAAAAUUGGUUUGCUAAUAAAGUUUUUGUUUAUUUUA
Molecule: messenger RNA, 2567 nt
Organism: Xenia sp. Carnegie-2017
Lineage: Eukaryota; Metazoa; Cnidaria; Anthozoa; Malacalcyonacea; Xeniidae
Product: sodium-dependent phosphate transport protein 2B-like
Exons: 4
Coding region: 119-1858 (579 amino acids)
Biological process (GO): sodium-dependent phosphate transport
Cellular component (GO): membrane
Molecular function (GO): sodium:phosphate symporter activity
Source: RefSeq, a predicted model, not a curated record